AACAUUGGUAUCAUCUUGUCAAAAUCGUCUUUUGGGAAGCGUCCACCCAACUGAAGGACACCCGGCACAGCUCUGCCCGCAUCGUGAUCGCCUUCUGGUGGAUGGCGAACGUGAUCCUGCUCACGGCCCUGACGGGCAACAUGAAGGCCAACCUCAUGGUCCGCACGGAGGGCGAAAGGGUGGACAGCAUCGCAGACGUGGCCGCCAAGCCCCACCUCACGCCGGUCCUCUGGAAAGGGACCGCCUACGAGAGCCUCUUCAGGACAGCCUCCCUGGAAGUAUACCGGUCCGUGUACCGCAAGGUUGUGCAGAACAACGGAAGUCGACCCGGCAGCCAGCUGUAUUCAGCGGAGACGCUGCGUCAAGUGCUCGCUGGUCGAGCGGUGAUCAUCAACGAGCAGCCGUCCAUGGUUUCUACUUCGCCCGCCGGCCCGUGCUGA
This is a messenger RNA of Ixodes scapularis (black-legged tick), 440 nucleotides long. RefSeq lists its product as uncharacterized. The transcript has 5 exons. Bases 102 to 440 code for a protein of 112 amino acids. The record is from RefSeq and is a predicted model, not a curated record. NCBI's taxonomy places the organism in Eukaryota, Metazoa, Arthropoda, Arachnida, Ixodida, Ixodidae.